Molecule: messenger RNA, 1464 nt
Organism: Ceraceosorus guamensis
Lineage: Eukaryota; Fungi; Basidiomycota; Exobasidiomycetes; Ceraceosorales; Ceraceosoraceae
Exons: 6
Coding region: 206-1270 (354 amino acids)
Source: RefSeq, a predicted model, not a curated record
CUCUGCGGCCCAUGAAGGCUUUGAUGGGCUGCUUAUCGGGCUAUAAACCUGCACGCUUCUUUGCGUAGCAUCUGUACUCACCUCACAGCCGCGAAACCCUCGUGAACUGCGUACAAGAAUACCGCCAGCCCUGACAGCAGAAGACCGGAUCUGCUAGUCAGUGCUGCGUUGAACAGGGGCUCAGCUAUCCUUUCAAUGCCUCAGCAUGUCGUCAAGCAGUCCGGAACGCAGCGCCAAGCGCCAAAAGGCAAAUGUCGCUUCCGACUCUUCUCAUACCUCUUCCGAGACUGAUCAAGCUGCCGUAGGCCCCUCCAUCAGCGCUCUACAGACCAUGCUCCACGAGCACCAAGAAGACUUUCGCGGGAGGAUGCUGAAAAAGCUUCACGAUCUAGGCUUUCCUUCGCCCAAAAUCUUUCUCGUACCUGCCAUCUUGGAAGGUCAGCCAAUCAACAGGCGAUACGGCAUCCCUCGCAACCAGAGACCAAACGUGGCACUCCAUGCUGCUGUAGCCGAAGAGCAUGAGUACUUCCACGACAUGCUACACUCUGGGUUUUCUGAGACCGAGGCACUUCGGGCCAACCAAACCAUGUAUGUUGAGCUGGACACAGAUUUCAGCGGGGUAGAAGCACUGGGACAGUACUUCUUCACCAAAGACACCCAAGCUUUAGUGAGUCAAGCUGCUUCCCGAAGAGCUCUUCCACUUCUUUACAACGUCGCUCGCCAGAUUUUGGACAACGGACUCGCGCAAGCUGCACUUUCGGCGUAUGCGAGAGUGGUGGACGAGGAAGGUGACACACUUCAAAAGUUGGCGGACCCUUCUAUUGUCAGACACGGCGAGCUUGCCUACGUGACAGCAAGAGCGACGUUCAUGGAUCGACGCUCCAGAACCAGCGGCGGCGAGCUAGCCAAAAUUGUUGGCCGUCUCGAGAGGGAGCAAGACGCCAUGCUAGUGGCGUCCGAAGUUAGCACUGCAUUGGAAAAGGGCUGCUCAAGCCUCGAGAAUGGAACAUUGGGUCAGAGCGAAGCCAUUCGUGCUUUGUUGACCGCAAGCAUAUGGUUCAUAGUGAAAACGUUGCCUCCGCCUGAGGACCUGUGUUCUGUGGUCAAAGGCCAUCCGCACAGGUGGAACUACUACUCAGGAGCGCAAACAUGCAGGUUCUGCAAAGUCUCUCAGAUUGCGCCAUCAACGCUCUUGCGCAACGAAGCAGUAGAUCAGGUCCUCAAGGAUAUCCUCAAGCCGCUUGACGAACUUCUGCCGAAGUUUGGCUGAGGAUUGCUCAAAGCUUUUAGUCACUUUCUUCCACUGUUUUCAAACACGCAACGGCCAGGAAAUGGAAGGCAUCCAGACGGUAACCACGAGCAGCCUUCACACUCCCAGAAGAGCUCGAACGGCAAGAGCAAGUCGCCGCAAAAGUGUCAGCAACGAGAGCCCAGAAUCUUACAUUUGGAGUCUGUACAUGUGAU